Myotis lucifugus (little brown bat) is the source of this 453-nucleotide messenger RNA. Its product is annotated as tumor necrosis factor receptor superfamily member 22-like. The annotation marks the transcript as partial. The transcript is spliced from 4 exons. Gene Ontology annotation, biological process: positive regulation of apoptotic process; TRAIL-activated apoptotic signaling pathway. Lineage: Eukaryota; Metazoa; Chordata; Mammalia; Chiroptera; Vespertilionidae. The record is from RefSeq and is a predicted model, not a curated record. Gene Ontology annotation, molecular function: protein binding. Gene Ontology annotation, cellular component: plasma membrane; cell surface.
GCCACUAUGUCGAAGAGCCGUGCAGCAGCCCCCACACCCGGAGCAAGUGCGAGGCGUGUGACACAGGGACCUACACGGGACACGCCAACGGCCUGCGGUCCUGCCUGCUGUGCACCACCUGCCGCGAGGACCAGGAGAUGGUGAGUGACUGCACCCCGAAACGGAACCGGAAGUGCCAGUGCAAGACCGGGGAGUUCUACUGCGACUCUGAGCCCUGCCCAGAGAGCUGCUACCGCUGCACCAGGUGCCCCGAGGGGAAGGUCGUCCUGCAGACGUGCAACGCCACGGCCGACACCCUGUGCGGCCUGCCCGGCCCAGGGCCAGGGAGCCGACACCGGUUCUGGUGGAUGGCGGGCUGGCUCUUUGCCGCGGUGGUCGGGGCCCUCGUCAUUCUCUGCGUCAGGAAACCCGGAGACGGAGGCGGCCGGGCGGCCUGCUGCUGUCCCCAUGCAG